AUGGCGCUGGUGCCCUACGCGGCGGGCAGCCACGGCGCCCUGGCCGCCCUGCACUGCCCGGCCGCCACGUUCCGCUUUGCAGGCCGCCCGCUCCGCAUCCGCCAGCGCUGGGCGCAGCUCGGYGUCGCCGCCGUCGUCUGGGACGCGGCRGUGGUGCUGAGCACCUUCCUGGAGGCGGGGAGCAUCGACCUCCGCGACCGGCACGUGCUGGAGCUGGGCGCCGGCACGGGGCUGCCGGGCAUCGUGGCYGCCUUGCUGGGUAAGCGCGGCCGCUCGCCGCGGCGUGUCCCCGCAGGCGCCCGCGUCACCCUCACGGACCGCGCGGACGCGCUGGAGCUGCUGGAGGCCAACGUGCGCGACAACCUGCCGCCCGAGGCGCUGCCGCGCGCCGCCGUGCGCGAGCUCGCCUGGGGCCAGGGCCUGGGCGCCUUCCCCGCUGGCGCCUUCGACCUCGUGCUGGGCUCCGACAUCGUCUACCUGGAGGAGACRUUCGCGGCGCUGCUGCGCACGCUGGAGCACGUGUGCGCCGCGCGCACGCUCGUGCUGCUCGCCUGCCGCCUGCGCUACGAGCGCGACCACCGCUUCCUGCGCCUGCUGCGCGCCCGCUUCGCCGUCCGCGAGCUGCUCCACGACGCCGGCACCGACGUGCGCAUCUACGAGGCGCGGAAAGCAGCGCGCGGGGACGAGCUCUGACCGAGCGCGGCCUGCGUGCCGUGCAGCCCUCUGUGCUUUGACCAAAUGCUCUCGUUUUAAAGCAGAAAACGGCAAGGAUUGGGGUUUUUUGGGCCCUUGUCCCGGGAUGGUGCAGGCUGCCCCUCUGCGUGGUGGAGCUCUGCUUCACCCCUCGGCGUGAGAUGUGCGAAGUCUCCUCCUGACUUGAUAUUGGGGGUCAUUUCUUGAAGCCGAUUAAGUUGUAGAAAUCUCUGGGCAUGAAAAAUAUUAUUAAAAGAUCUGUUGUUUAAAACCAAA
Molecule: messenger RNA, 969 nt
Organism: Nothoprocta perdicaria
Lineage: Eukaryota; Metazoa; Chordata; Aves; Tinamiformes; Tinamidae
Gene: METTL21A
Product: methyltransferase like 21A
Exons: 3
Coding region: 1-693 (230 amino acids)
Biological process (GO): peptidyl-lysine methylation
Cellular component (GO): cytosol; cytoplasm
Molecular function (GO): protein-lysine N-methyltransferase activity
Source: RefSeq, a predicted model, not a curated record